GUGAUCGUUUAUCGCCAUGGCCGCGGAUAUUCAUCCCUACGCAGUGUCUGGAUUUUCAGAAGACCUCGACUGGAGCACACUGCAUUUCGUUAAACCCUUCGACGACAUCAGAGUGUGCAGUGCUUGUGGAGUCGUUGCGACGAAGACCGCCUUCCUCCCGUGCCGCCAUGUUUUGUGCGAGCCUUGCUACGGCCAGUGGAAGCCUAGAAUCAAGGUCUGCUUCCUCGAUGGCGAGCUGUGUCCAGAAAACGAAGUCCAUUGGAUGGAGUUUCCAGCAGAGAAGUUGAUGAAGCGUGAGGUCACUUGCUGGAAUAGAGAAAACGGUUGCAAGGCCAUCACUGAUGCUUCAAGCAUAGCGGGACACUUUCACCGAGAGUGCCAGUACCAUUCGGCAUGCUGCCUAGUCUGUUCGUCGACGGUUCUUCGAAGGCAUAUGAUCGCACACCUUGAGUCACACUGCACCAACUAUGUGCUCGACAGAAAGUCGAAAUGGACACACAGCAAGGAUUUUUUGAGGAAUGUGCAAUGGCUUCGAGAAAGUCUUCGUACCUUAGAGUUGGAAUUUCGAAACGCAAGCGAGAAAUAUGCGUCUUUGCUGUCAAGUCUACCGGGAAUUACAGCAACCAACGCUGAAAAUCACAACAACAUUUUGACGAUGGCAGUUGAAGUAAACCAGGUGUUAGAGUUGUCCAGGCAGACAGUGAGAGAGGUCGAAAGAAGCAGAGAAAGUCAAAUGCAUCAAACUGCAAAAUUGAAAACAAUGAAAGAACAUUUCUGCGCUGAGCUGAACGAAAUCAAAAGGGUGGCCGAUGAGUUGGGGCCUUGCAUGGCCACCGCUCAAAAAGACAACCCGCAGCUCGAUGAACAUGUUGAGAACUUGCAAGUACUGCAGAAGGAAAUGCAAAGCCUCUCAACCAAACUAGGAGAACUGAAAAACAAGGCCCGCCAUAAAGCAGCGCUCAGGAACAGUGCUGACGUAGGCGCCUUGCCAGAGGUUCUAAGCUUCCCCGUCUUGUCUUACGGAGUCAUGUGGGACGACGAAAGAAUUAUAUUGAAUGGCUUCGUCCGCGUCAUCGAAAAUGCACUGAAGGUUCCCAGCAAAGUCUUUUGGUGCGUGGACAAAUGGUCCAAGCUCGCAUGUAAGAUUAACGCAAAUAAGUUCUUUCGGUGUGAUGCAGAUGUCGCUGUUGACGAUAGAUACACGAUAUACCUGAGCAUAGAUGCUCUUUCUGAAGACAAGCAGCGAUUUCAGUUUUCUAUAUGUGUGUGUGAAACACGGUGGACCAUUCUUGCGGCGUCACCCAAGAAGAUUAAGGUGGAAUUUUUCAACAGAGGAAAAGGUGGUACUGAAUACGAGCUUAAGCGCAGAGAACGAGAAGUAUAUCUGUCUGGCGGCUUUUGCGCAGCGGAUCUUGAAAGCGGCGGAGGUGUUCACGAGGACAUGCUAAAAGUUUGCUUCAAAUUUUUCUAUUGACUUCUGUGGUCAAGUGCAAGACGGCAUUUUUUAUGCAGAGCCAUCUAUGAUGCUGCUGAAACUGUGCGGCGUGUGGUUACUAAAAGCA
Messenger RNA from Rhipicephalus sanguineus (brown dog tick), 1562 nucleotides. RefSeq lists its product as uncharacterized. NCBI's taxonomy places the organism in Eukaryota, Metazoa, Arthropoda, Arachnida, Ixodida, Ixodidae. Bases 17 to 1474 code for a protein of 485 amino acids. The record is from RefSeq and is a predicted model, not a curated record. The transcript has 2 exons.